UACGGAGCGCAUCUGUAAUGACGACGAGAGUGUCCUCCAAUCAUGUGGGGGGGUCACACCUAACCAUCAUUGGGUGACUGCUCUCCCAGCUAUUCAGGUGCUGGGGGGGGCGGAGGCUUUAUAAGCGCGCGCCGCGUCGUCUGUAAACACUGCGCGUAAAGUGGGUCCGGCGCCACUUUGGGUUUUCUCUGGAUUUACUUUUGGAGUUUGUUCCUCUCUGCCCCCCCUCCCCAAAACGACGCCGGACUGCCGCCAAACCCACAUGGCGGCCCCCCCCACCAGGUUCAGUUUCUCCGUCAGGAGCAUCCUGGAGCUGCCGGAGCGGCGCGCGGGCGCGGCGCCGCCGCGGGCCUCCCCGGGCUUCACCUGCUCCUCCAGCCCGCCUUACGCCGCGUGGACGGACGGAGAGGCGGGCCUCUGUCUGUCUUCAGAUGACGGCGGCCCGGAAGCGUCUCCGGACUCCACCAAGCCGGACGACUCCUGUCUGGACUCGGAACCGCAGAGGAGCCAGAAGAGCAAGAAGCGGCGCGUGCUGUUCUCCAAAGCGCAGACGCUGGAGCUGGAGCGGCGGUUCCGCCAGCAGCGGUACCUGUCCGGACCGGAGCGCGAGCAGCUGGCCCGGAUGCUCAGCAUGACGCCGACCCAGGUGAAGAUCUGGUUCCAGAACCACCGCUACAAAAUGAAGAGGGGGCGCGCGGAGGGGCCGCCGGACGCGGCGCAGCCCCCCGUUCUGCGCAGGGUCGUGGUUCCGAUUCUGGUCCGGGAGGGGAAGCCGUUCCAGCCCUGCUUCGUGGACACGGACUCGGUCUGCUCCUCAUCCUCCUCCUUCUCCGUGGCCUUCCCGCCGCUGCAGCGGUCCUCCCCCCUCGCUCUCCCCCCGCGCUUCCAGCAGCACUUCCCGGCCUCCGGGUUCGCUUGGAGGGACUUCUGGAGCGAGUCGGUUCCGUUCGGUUCUUUUAAGUGAAGCUCCGGCUGGACUCUAAACACUGAGACGUUUGGAUUUUCACUUCUGCAGAACUUUGAUAUUUUGCACAUUUUUGCUUCUUAAAUGUUUCUGUUUUAUUUUCUUUAGUAGAAAAUGUGAUUUUUGAUUUUAACUCCAGAAAUCUUGUGAAGACAAAUGAAGCAGCUGUUAGUCUGAAGCAAAAGGAAGUUUGUUUGUAAGGAGAAUGAAGAAUAAAAGUGUCUUUUUCUAAAUAA
Messenger RNA from Oryzias melastigma (Indian medaka), 1200 nucleotides. It is a transcript of the gene nkx2-9, whose product is annotated as NK2 transcription factor related, locus 9 (Drosophila). Lineage: Eukaryota; Metazoa; Chordata; Actinopteri; Beloniformes; Adrianichthyidae. Gene Ontology annotation, biological process: cell differentiation; regulation of transcription by RNA polymerase II. Gene Ontology annotation, cellular component: nucleus. Gene Ontology annotation, molecular function: DNA-binding transcription factor activity, RNA polymerase II-specific; RNA polymerase II cis-regulatory region sequence-specific DNA binding. The record is from RefSeq and is a predicted model, not a curated record. The coding region runs from base 263 to 964 and encodes 233 amino acids. The transcript has 2 exons.